Messenger RNA from Orussus abietinus, 6695 nucleotides. RefSeq names its product trichohyalin (gene smash). Gene Ontology annotation, cellular component: stress fiber. Gene Ontology annotation, biological process: positive regulation of stress fiber assembly; regulation of focal adhesion assembly. Bases 443 to 5773 code for a protein of 1776 amino acids. Gene Ontology annotation, molecular function: myosin II head/neck binding. NCBI's taxonomy places the organism in Eukaryota, Metazoa, Arthropoda, Insecta, Hymenoptera, Orussidae. The transcript is spliced from 18 exons. The record is from RefSeq and is a predicted model, not a curated record.
GCCGUAUUGGGUGUGUUCCUCGCUGACCUCGGCUGAACUCCUCGGUGCUUCUCUCACCGGUCGCUGUCCCUCUUCCGUAUAACAGUGUUUUCGACCGACGUUCCCCCUCCGGGCCGUGUCAUCCCCCGCGUCGCGUCGGGACGGAAUCAAGUGCGAGAUUAAAAUUGUGGCCGGUUCUCCUCGACGCGGGACGUUGGAUUUCCACACCCCGGGACCUUUAAUCGGCCUCACCUCUCACCGGCCGGACCCACCUUUGGAUUAUUCGCCGGCCUGCGACGCGGAUCUCUCCAAGGUACGUCGGCAAAUGUGUGCGUGCAUACCGAAUUGGGUAUAUCUAAUGGCGGCUCUGAAGGUGCAGCGGGGGGCAACGUGUAGGAUGGGCUCGACGGUACGUGGAAUUCUGCUGCAUUGAAGAGGAGGAUCCCGAGAGGAAGCUGCGGAGAUGCCAGCCUCGCAACCCGCUGCCUCGGAGCGGCGAAACGACAGAAUGACGACCCACGAACCACCGAAAUUGAAAACGACUCUGAAGACCCCCCCAAAGCAGGCCACGAACCCUCUGCAAUUCGUCAAGGUCGGGCCAUGUUCCUUGUACCGCACCGCCCAGGAACAGCUGCAGAAGGUGCAGGAGGUGAAGAAGAUAAAGCAAGAGGUCAGAGACGACCCCGAGGACUGGCAAUCGAAUCUGGAUAACUGGAAGAGCAGCAGGAGGAAGCGCCAGGAGCACAUAAUCGAACGAGUGGUCGAGGUGAAGAAGCUCGAAUUGGAGGAACACGAUAGGCAGCGACGCCGGAGCAAAACGUUCUCGGAGAUGAUGGAAGAGCGAGGGAACCGGGGUCGUAAACUCAGCAUCAGUCUGGCCGUGUACCACGAGGAGGACUCGAACGAUUUGAGCGAUCUCGGGAUCGGAACCAGCAGCGGCAAGAGUUCCGUUAGCGGAGAUACCCACGACGAUACGCACAGCGUUCUCAGCGACCGGGACAGCGAGAUCGAGAAGAACCACUCGGACGUGGAGAACACCGCGAACGAGAACGGGAGCGCCGAGUCGAAGAAGCCGGGCUUCGAGAACGGGUUCCACGGCAACCACAACCACCAGGAGUACGACUCGGCGACGACCGCGACGACGAGUUCGCCGGAGCCGGAGGAGUACACCUACGAGGGAGCGAUUCGAGGCUACGUGUCCAGGGUGUCGCAGAACAUCCCGAGAAGGUCCCUGGCGAGUCUGGACGGGAAGCUGGAGAGCGCCAAGUCGGCGAUGAACGGGUCCAAGUCCGGCUUGCUCGAGGAAAAGGGACCCGCGGUGAAGGUGGACAUCCUGAAGAGGCGCGAGAUCUUCGAGAAGGGCACCCAGAAGGGCACGGACGGCAAGACGAACCGACCGUCCGGUGACUUCGCCGGCAGCAAGUCGAUCAAGGAGAGACUCUCCAGCCUGGAGAGGCAGAAGUACGAGGCAGAGGAGAAGAGCGCGAAGGCCUCGAACAGGCUCUCGGGCGACAUGAGCACCAUUCGCGAGAGGCUGUCCCACCUGGAGAAGCAGGCGACGGAGCGCGAGAGCAAGAGCAGCCUGACGAAGCUGGCCGUCGAGGACGUGGACGUAGUCAGGCCGCUGAGGGAGAGGCUGUCCACCUUGGAGAAGUACAGCAGCAGCGACGAGUCCUCGGCCCCGGGUUCCAGCGGCCACGAGAUCCGGCACAACGGCGAACUCUCGGCCAAGUCCAUCAAGGACCGCCUGUGCGCUCUGGAUUCCGUAAGAAACAAGGAGGCCGAGAAGAGGCCACCCGGCAAGCACGGCCUCUGCUUCGGGGAUAACGAGACCGGGAUCGAAACCUCGACUCCCAGUGAGAGGAGCUCGUCGCCGGACUCGGAGUACCGAGCACCCAGGGCAGCCUUCCACCGCAGUCUGGACUCUCUGGACGCGGACGCCUCCAGUGGACCUGACACCUUCGAGAGGGUCCAAAGCCUCGAAGAGCUGGACUAUGGUCGUCGCUAUCCAGCCUCAUCUUCGUCCGCCGAGCUCUUGAACGACACCGAUCGAGAGGACUCCGGCAUUCACACGGCCGACGUGAGCUGCUCCGUCAGCCAGGCCGACGAGCCCGUCGACGAAGAGAUCGUACACGCGAACGCGAUAGCCGAGAGGCAGGAGCUCAUCGAGGAGAAACCCGAAUCCGCGCAGACGAAGGAGAUACACGCUCAGGCGAAGAGCGAGGAGACCAAAGCGGUGUCUGAUGUGGAGCCGUUGGCGGCUCUCACCAGCCAAUCGGAAGCGGCAGGAACAAGAAAGGGAACUGCCGAACCUUCUGGGGAACUGUCGACUAACACGUCUCAGCCACAGACAUUCGUAGAAGUAGCUAACGUUAACUCUCUCCGUACCUCGACGUCGAGCCGUCCCGUCGUCUACCAAAGUCCCAGAGUACCUCCCCGAAGAACCCCUCCCGAAAUAGCCAGACCCAAGCCGGUCGCCGCAUCCCACAAGGUGCCGUCCGAGCUAAGCCCUCCAAAAACGUCAACGGAAUCCAAACUUCCGAUUCCCUGCAGUCCGGAAGGGUCCUCCUCGUCCGACCAGUCCAGCCCAAACGAUUCCGUGGACCGCUUGGUUCAAGAAUCCUGCCGAAGACCAACGACCAAAGACAAGACGAGUCCUCCCAGUCUCAGCUCAGAGGACCUCAAAGACCUCCAGGAGGACCUACCUCCUCUUUUGGAGUCUCCGGAGUCUCCUGCGGCUCUUACUCCAACCUUUUCAUACCCCAACACGGAGGCCACCGGUACCUCGAACCCAGCAUCACCAACCACGAGCCAAGAACCCAAGACCCCGACCACGCCUUCAACCCCAUCCCCUAGAUCAUCCAAGAUACCAACACCUCUUCCUCGCAAGACGGCCCUCGGCAAGACCUCAUCGACCUCUUCGUCACCUUCCUCCAGCACUCCCAGCACCCCUUCGUCGCCUCAGCCCAUUCCAGUCUCCCCUAAACCUCGAACAGGCACGAAGAUCCCUGGUUCCAUCGCGAAAGCGUCAUCCUCGACUCUCGUGACCCCAUCCACCGAUGUUCCGUCACCUUUUACCAGCGCGAGGUCCUCGUCGCCGUCGUCUUCCCGCAAUGCCUACUCGUUGCCCACGUCUCCGUCAACGGCAAACUCCCAACCUUUGGAUGCGGCACCGUCGAGUCCAUCCUUGCCCAUCCCUUCGACGGAGUCCCCAGCGGCGCUGGAGGAGCGGCCAGCCGAUCGACGCCGCACGGUGGUGGAGGUUUGCGAAAAGGUGGUGGUACCUCUGGGCGAGGCCCCUCCGACUCUUCCGGUGACCCCGUUCAUCACGGUGGCCAGAGUAGAGAGCGACGGGAGCUUCGAGGAACAGAUCGUAAUGCAGAAAACGAUCCAAGAGUCGAACCGUGAAAUCCCACUAUCCGUCGAGAAGGAGGAGCGAAAAAUGACUGAAGUUACAAUAAAACCGGAAGGUAACCCAGUUCCCCGGAAGGACAGCAAAGAGGCGUUGAAAGUACCCGAGGAUUUGAAAGUCUCGCCUUCUUUGGAUCGACCGACGCUGCUGAUCCUAGGAAAAAGUGAACCUCCGGAUCCCGAAGGCCUAGACUUUCCGAGCCCAGGGUCGCCGAUGUCUAAGCAGAUUCUGCCGUUGAACCUCUCCGACAGCGAGGAAAUGAUCGCCGGCCUGGCUUUCCCUCUAGGACCGCCAACCAGCGUGGAACCACCCAAAGAAAAACCCCCACCACCUCCGUUGGACCUCAGCGACGAAGAAAGCGUUCCCGUGGAACCGCUGAAGAGGCUCAACUCCACCAGAAGGAUAAAAAAGGAACUCCGCACCAGGCGGUCCGAUUUCCUGGGUAUCGAAGGGGUCAACGACGACGACCUGGAGCGAGAGCUGACUCUCGCGAAGCCUCCAGACAUGGCGGCCAUUCUAGCUGAAGAGAGACGCAUCGAGCAGCUCCAUCGACGCUCCUUCGACACGGACAGCAAUUACGAGCAAGACUCCAGCCAUGAAAGAGAUUCCGGAGUCGAAUUGGGCCACGCCGAAGACUGGACCAAGCAGCCUAUCAGUCCGGAUAUGUCUCAGCACAGCCGGCAAAGUAGCGAGCCUUUCGGGGCGAGCGUAACUUCUUCGGAAGAGGACGAAAUAACGAAGAAAGAGCGAGAGAUCAUCGGGGUCCUUGAAAAGGAGGAACAAUGGCGUUACGGCAACAACUGCGAUCCGAACAGGAACAGCGACAUCGGCGAGAAGCUCGCUCACAAGCUGCGCGAGCUCGAGGAGGAAAAGAUGCAGCUGGAACGAGAGCGGGCUCAAGAAGUGGAGCUGCGUCGACAAGAGACCCUGCGGAAGAACGAGGAGAACAUUCGCAAGCAGGAAGACGCGUUGAGGAAGCAACAGAAGGAAGUGGCGAGGCAGCAGGAAACGGCCCGAGCAGAAGCAGAAGCUAGAUGCGCCGAAGAAAAGAGACAGGAAGAGGAACUCAGGAUACAGACGGAGCAAAUGAGGAUUCAGACCGAGAUCGAGGAGAAGGAGAGAAGAGCCCUUGAACUCAGGCGUCAGGAAGAGCUGAGGAUCAGAGCCAUCGAGAGCCAGAUUCGCGAACAGGAGACUAAGACAAUGAUGGGUGCAGGGUUGAGCAACCGUGAGGACGAAUUUGCUUCUGGGGAAGUCCUUCGAGUCGAAAGAGAACUCCUCCAACUUGAGCAAGAAGAGCUGAAGAGGCAGCGCAGUAACUUGGCCUACCGAGAACAGAAGCAGCAACAAUUGGCCGAACAACUUCAGGAACAAUGGAAGUCUCUACAAGAUGUCGCUCACGUACCAAGUAGUAACACUCAGCAAUUCAAACAGUUAUCGGCAACGAGCUACAGGUCUUCCAUGCCGAAUCUGCAACUUCAAGAUGGCCAGAGAAGAAGACCGCCACCUCCACCUAUUCCACCGGCCAAGCCCUUACGCCUGGCUGAACAAAGACAACGAGACGUUACCAUUAGGAACAGCCGCAUUCCGUCCGCGGACUCGAUUCCGCAGCAAGUGGAUCCAGUUCUGCGGCACAGUGCAUCGGCAACGACCUUGGCGACGCAUGCUGGCCAGCAGAUGACCAGACAAACCUUGCAAGCCCUAAGUGCGGUUCCUCGUCCGAGAAUAGUUCAAGGAGACCAAUGGGUCCAACGUAGGAAGAGCGACAUCCCUCGCGGAGCUCGCGACUUUAACUACCAACACUGGCUGAUACAAGAGGCUGAGCAAAGGCGAAUCAACGAGAAAAACCAGCGUUCUCCUCUUCGCAAAUCUCAGCCUCACGUUACGGGCACAUCCGUACCCUACACCGCCGUUCCUCCAAGGUCGGACAGUAAACCAUUGCCAGACUCCAUUAUCCAGACACUUACGCAGAGAGUACAAAACCGGGCCCAAGAGAAGCCUCUUCCUCCCAGAAGAAGGCUAGAGCACAGUACGAGUCAGGAACACCUUCCUCCUCUGGUACACCAGUCGCAGCAGCAGCAUGCAGUUCAGCAGCAGAAGGUGCAGUCCUCCACAAACGGGAACGUUGACUCCCAGGAGAAGAUGUUGAGUGUCAGCGGAAAGAAGAAGUGUUCCCACUGUGGAGAUGAACUAGGGAGGGGAGCUGCAAUGAUCAUAGAAAGUCUUCGACUGUUUUACCACAUGGAGUGUUUCAAGUGCUGCGUGUGUCAUGUGCGACUCGGAGAUGGCCUUAUGGGAACGGACGUGCGUGUUCGAAACCACAAGCUCCACUGCCAUAACUGCUACUCCAGUGACGACGGUGUCAAGUUCAGCUGCGUGUAGAAAGGCGGGCCUAACGGAUCUAAGCUGACUAGCUUGAAUAUAGCACGUUUUGGCUAUAUUUUCUAAGUCGUAGUUGACCGUCGCGGUACCUCGUUGAAGCGGUACCGUAUCAUCCCAUCGUUCCACACGACGCGCUAUCGCCUUGUAAAUACACGACAGAAUCUAAACGGAGAGACGAAUACCGACGUGACAACUACUUCCUGCUAAGCGAAAGAAUAGGUAAUCGGAUGAAUUCGUUACCUUCAAGAGAAGAGCUCAGUUUUUACAGAUUGUUUCGUUUAUCGCGGACUAACAAAUAGGUACGGGCAGCAUACGGCGCGCGUACUUGGCGCGCACGUAUACAUACAAACGGAUACGUAGGGACCUGUAAAUAGCGUGUAUUUAUGUAAUUAACGUAACGUCAGAGGUGUCAUCGGCUGACGGUAGUCAGCACGUUGCCGAAAGAGUGUACAUUCUUGUAUUAUAGUUUGUGAUAUUUAUGAGAGUUUUCGGUGUGCAGGCUGCACGAGAAUUGGUCAGCCUUUAGAUCGUAUUGGAUAGAGAGUAGGUUCGUUAAGUGUUUACGAUAACAGUGUCUAAAAUCAAAUCGAUUAACGUGUCGUCGGAGAAUGUUAAACCUUAGUUGCUCUUACGUAAAGUAACCAUUAACAUUAGGUUUGUUAAGGCCUAAUCGCAGAUGCAGAUCCUUCCUCCAUUGAAAUUGUUUUGACCUAUAGUCCGAAUAGAUAAUGAAGCAUCCACACGGGUAAGCCGAUCGAUUUCGGUUAAUCCCCGUAGGCGAGGUUCAUCCUUCCGCCUGUAGUCCCCUUCCCGAAGAGCAUAAUUAUAUUACUGUGAAAUAUUGUAAGAUACAUGUUUCGUGUUAUUACAGUGUGUAAUUUUAUAUUAUCGAAAAAAUAAAUGUUUAUUAUAGUCUUUGUGA